Messenger RNA from Cyclopterus lumpus (lumpfish), 1548 nucleotides. RefSeq names its product basic proline-rich protein-like. The record is from RefSeq and is a predicted model, not a curated record. NCBI's taxonomy places the organism in Eukaryota, Metazoa, Chordata, Actinopteri, Perciformes, Cyclopteridae. The transcript has 4 exons. The annotation marks the transcript as partial.
AUGUCAAACCCGUGCGGCGGUAGCACUAUCGGUGUGCGCAUGGAGGCGUCUCAAACGGGGAGGACUCAAAACCCGCCGGGUCCAGAACCUGCUGAUGGGUCUCGUAACCUGAACAAACAAAACCUCCCCUCGGUCAUUCGCUCAGAACCCCACGGGCAAAACCUCCACCGCUCGGAACAUUUAGAGGCCGACGGGCAAAACCUCCACCGCUCGGAACAUUUAGAGGCCGACGGGCAAAACCUCCACCGCUCGGAACAUUUAGAGGCCGACGGGCAAAACCUCCACCGCUCGGAACAUUUAGAGGCCGACGGGCAAAACCUCCACCGCUCGGAACAUUUAGAGGCCGACGGGCAAAACCUCCACCGCUCGGAACAUUUAGAGGCCGACGCCGCCCUCAGACUGAUAUUCCAUGCACCGUGUCCACAUCCUCCACCACCAUGUCCACGUCCUCCUCCACCAUGUCCACAUCCUCCUCCACCAUGUCCACGUCCUCCUCCAUCAUGUCCACAUCCUCCUCCACCAUGUCCACGUCCUCCUCCACCAUGUCCACAUCCUCCUCCACCAUGUCCACAUCCUCCUCCACCAUGUCCACAUCCUCCUCCAUCAUGUCCACAUCCUCCUCCACCAUGUCCACAUCCUCCUCCAUCAUGUCCACAUCCUCCUCCAUCAUGUCCACAUCCUCCUCCACCAUGUCCACAUCCUCCUCCACCAUGUCCACAUCCUCCUCCACCAUGUCCACAUCCUCCUCCAUCAUGUCCACAUCCUCCUCCACCAUGUCCACAUCCUCCUCCAUCAUGUCCACAUCCUCCUCCAUCAUGUCCACAUCCUCCUCCACCAUGUCCACAUCCUCCUCCACCAUGUCCACAUCCUCCUCCAUCAUGUCCACAUCCUCCUCCACCAUGUCCACAUCCUCCUCCAUCAUGUCCACAUCCUCCUCCAUCAUGUCCACAUCCUCCUCCACCAUGUCCACGUCCUCCUCCAUCAUGUCCACAUCCUCCUCCACCAUGUCCACGUCCUCCUCCAUCAUAUCCACAUCCUCCUCCACCAUGUCCACAUCCUCCUCCAUCAUGUCCACAUCCUCCUCCACCAUGUCCACAUCCUCCUCCACCAUGUCCACAUCCUCCUCCAUCAUGUCCACAUCCUCCUCCACCUCCACCAUGUCCACAUCCUCCUCCAUCAUGUCCACAUCCUCCUCCACCAUGUCCACGUCCUCCUCCACCAUGUCCACAUCCUCCUCCAUCAUGUCCACAUCCUCCUCCACCAUGUCCACAUCCUCCUCCACCAUGUCCACAUCCUCCUCCACCAUGUCCACAUCCUCCUCCAUCAUGUCCACAUCCUCCUCCAUCAUGUCCACAUCCUCCUCCACCAUGUCCACAUCCUCCUCCAUCAUGUCCACAUCCUCCUCCACCAUGUCCACGUCCUCCUCCAUCAUGUCCACAUCCUCCUCCACCAUGUCCACAUCGUCCUCCACCAUGUCCACAUCCUCCUCCACCAUGUCCACGUCCUCCACCAUGUCCACAUCCUCCUCCACCAUGUCCACAUCCUCCU